Molecule: messenger RNA, 984 nt
Organism: Lolium perenne
Lineage: Eukaryota; Viridiplantae; Streptophyta; Magnoliopsida; Poales; Poaceae
Product: F-box protein SNE
Biological process (GO): gibberellic acid mediated signaling pathway; regulation of gibberellic acid mediated signaling pathway
Cellular component (GO): SCF ubiquitin ligase complex
Molecular function (GO): protein binding
Source: RefSeq, a predicted model, not a curated record
UUUUGCAUCUCGCCCGGCCCCGCAGACACGAGCAACAUACCAGAGCACUAGAGCAGGGUCAAAACCCCGUCUCCUAUCACCCGCCCCCCUAUAUAUACGCCCUACACCCGUCUACCCAUCACCUCUCUCACUCCCGUUUCGCUCCCUCUCAUACCAAGAAACCCAAGGCGCCGGCGUGCACGGCCAGUCCCAUCCCAUGUGUAUGGGAGGACCUCCCGCGCCGCCACGGCAGGAGGAGAACGAGCCGGUGCUAGAGGUGCGCGUGCAGCUGCUUGGCGGCGGCGGCGCGCACAACAUCAACGACAACGCCGAUAUCCUCUCGGAGAUCCUGGCACGCCUCGACGGCCGCUCGCUGGCCGCCGCCGCUGGCGUCUGCCGCCUCUGGGCCGCCGUGUCGCGCCGGGACGCCGUCUGGGAGGAGCUCUGCCUUCGCCACGUGGGCCCGGCGUCCGGCCCCGCCGCGGCGGGCCACGCCACCCGCACCGUCGUGGCCGCGCUCGGUGGCUACCGCCGGCUCUACCGCCUCUGCCUUGGCCCGGCGCUCGACCGGCUCGGCCGCGCCGGCGCACUCGCCCACGCGCAGGCGCGGGAACGCCUCUCGCUCUCCUUGUCUCUGUCGCUCUUCUCCAUCGACUGCUACGAGCGCCUGGGCGGCGCGGGCGGGGGAGGUGCAGCCGGCAGGCAGCAACCACCGUCGUCGCUGCUCUUCCUCUGCAAGCCCGUGGACGUGUCCUGAUCAACGGCCACGCGCGCCAUUCCAUCGCACGCCUCCUCCCACUCAUGCAUUCAACACCGGCCGUGCGAACCAUCCGACCGCCGUACGUCACGUCCCUGGCCGGAGGUCAACAUAAUCAGUCGUUGAGUUUACCCAUUUUCAGCACGCGCAGUAAGGAUUAUUACUACUAUUAGUUAAUUAACUCAUUUUAAGCAUUUCAAGCUGUACCUGAGGCCCAUUGAAUAUGGAAAUAAACUAGUGAUUCUUUC